AUGAAUCAGGAGAUGGAUCAGCUGUUUUUAAUCAUCUACCUGUUAACACUGUUGGGUAACUCCACAAUCAUUGUAGCAAUAUUUAUUGACCCCCCCCCACUCCACACCCCUAUGUACUUCUUCCUCAGCAACCUGGCAUUGGUGGACAUCUGCUACACCUCUUGCACUGUGCCCAAGAUGUUGUCCAACUUCAUUGCUGAAAGCAGAAAGAUCUUAUCUGGUGGCUGCAUGGCACAGCUGUAUUUCUUUGUGUCUUUGUUGGCCACUGAUUGCUUUCUGCUCAAAGUCAUGGCUUAUGACCUCGAUCGGUACGUAGCCAUCUAUAAACCACUGCAAUACUUGACUAUCAUGAACCAAGGUGUAUGUGUGGGGUUGGUGUCACUGGCAUGGCUGCGUGGAUUUGCUCACUCUUUUGUUCAGAUUGAACUGAUUCUCCAGUUACCAUUCUGUGGACUUAAUAUCCUAGACAAUUUCUACUGUGAUGUCCCACAAAUCAUCAAACUGGCCUGCACUGACACCUACUUGAUUGAACUAUUGAUGGUCUUCAAUGGUGGGCUGCUUCUCAUAAUAGUCUUCGUCUUUCUACUCACUUCAUACACCGUCAUCUUAGUCAAGAUAAGGACACAUGACACGGAGGGGAAGCACAAGUCUUUGGCCACUUGUGGAACGCAGAUCACAGUUGCGAGCUUAAUAUUCAUUCCUGGCAUCUUCAUCUAUGCUCGGCCCUUCCGGAAAUUCCCCAUGGAUAAGUUGGUCUCAGUCCUGUACACUCUAAUCACCCCAAUGCUGAAUCCAAUGAUCUACACGCUGAGAAAUGCCGAGAUGAAAAAGUCCAUCAGGAGACUGAUUAGGAGAAUGCUGUUACCAGGGAGGAAAAGAGAGGCAUGA
Trachemys scripta elegans is the source of this 888-nucleotide messenger RNA. Its product is annotated as olfactory receptor 4D1-like. Gene Ontology annotation, molecular function: olfactory receptor activity; G protein-coupled receptor activity. Gene Ontology annotation, biological process: G protein-coupled receptor signaling pathway. Gene Ontology annotation, cellular component: membrane. Bases 1 to 888 code for a protein of 295 amino acids. Lineage: Eukaryota; Metazoa; Chordata; Testudines; Emydidae. The transcript is spliced from 3 exons. The record is from RefSeq and is a predicted model, not a curated record.